AGCUCUGUAUUUUGCCUAUCAUCCAUUUUCCACGGUAGUCUUUCUUCGACUCCCUUAAACAUUUAGGGCUACAUGGAUUAAUAUACUAUACAUAUCUUAAUCGGCUGAUAAAAUGGUUAACAAUACCGAUCUGGUCAGCAUAAUCGAUCCGUUUGUCGGCGAGGGAGUACAAACAAACUCCGAUUUUUUGAAAAACAUGGAAAACCUUCAGUUUGAAACGUCACUACGACUUGGACACUUUCUCCAAGUUUUUUUGGAGGUGAUAAAUUUUUUGGUGUACUGGAGAACCGUGGGGUUCGUGGGGAUUGUGGGAUUCUUGAUAUACUUGCUUUUCUGGAGACCGUAUAACCGAUACCGGGACCUGACCGAGUUAGGGUAUGAUGAAGCAAAUACGAGACAAGGGGGGAACAACGUGGCCAGAAUGAAUUUCAUUAACGAUAUGAGGAAAGCGAGGAAAGUCGGGGUUGCGACCGCCCUUUAUCCGAAUGGGUGGUUUGUCGUGAUGGAGAGUAGAUUACUGAAGAAAACCGAGGCAAAAGAAGCCAAUUAUUUCGGGAAGACGUUCGUGGUUUGGCGGGGUUCUAGCGGGCAGGCGUACAUCGCGGAUGGCUACUGUCCCCACAUCGGUGCCCACUUGGGCGUCAUGGGCCUCGUGAAGGGAGACUGCAUCGAGUGCCCCUUUCACGGGUGGACGUUUGAAGGGACUGGGGGAACCUGUGUCAAGAUUCCCUAUGCAGAUCCCAGUUCGAUACCGAAAAGUGCGAAACUAAAGCUCCACACAUCUCUCGAAAUGAACGGAUUCAUCUUUAUCUGGUAUCAUGAUAAAGGGCUCCAGCCAACAUGGACGCCUCGAAGAAUUCCGGAAGUGGACAAUGGCCGUUGGAAAUAUAGAGGUCGUUCCGAGUUUCGUGUAUCAGUUCAUGCCCAAGAAAUCGCAGAAAACAUAGCAGACACGGGGCACUUUGCGAAACUGCAUGAAACCUCGUACCUCGCCGGAAUUAAUUUCAAUAAUCGAAUGCUGGAUAAUAUUUUCGAUCAGGAGUGGAAAGCUGGGUGGUACGUGAGCAAGGAAGCCGAUCGUGGACACGAGUCCUUCAUGGAGGCUGCAAUAAUCCAUAAAGUUUUCAAAAGGACGAUUCUCAACACAGAAUUUGGGACGAUCGGAGGGUCCAGGGAUUACGACAUUUUUGAGCGACCUUUUUGGCAAGUCGGCCUUCUUUUUGAUGGUCACACCCGUCGGUCCCUUUGAAACUAGGAUGAUCAAGCACAUGUACAGCGAACCGACUCUUUUAGCCCAUCCCUUUGCAUUAGCAGUCCUUUACGUAGAGUCACUCCAGAUUGACAGAGACUGUGAGAUUUGGAACCGUAAAACUCGUCUGGCGAAUCCAAAGUUGAUCAAGGAAGACCGACUGAUAAAGGAGCAGCGUCGCACAAUUCUACUCGAAAAAGUCAGAACUUGAGAAUGGGUACAAAAUUGAGGAUAAUUUGGAUAACGAAGAGAGCACAUUACAAGGCGAAACAAGAAACUCACUUAUUUAGACUUAUGUAUGUCCAUAUAUCUGUUCAC
This is a messenger RNA of Folsomia candida, 1567 nucleotides long. Its product is annotated as cholesterol 7-desaturase. Lineage: Eukaryota; Metazoa; Arthropoda; Collembola; Entomobryomorpha; Isotomidae. The transcript is spliced from 8 exons. Bases 113 to 1249 code for a protein of 378 amino acids. The record is from RefSeq and is a predicted model, not a curated record. Gene Ontology annotation, molecular function: chlorophyllide a oxygenase activity; 2 iron, 2 sulfur cluster binding. Gene Ontology annotation, biological process: cholesterol metabolic process; chlorophyll biosynthetic process. Gene Ontology annotation, cellular component: chloroplast.